AUGUAUUACCAUUGGAUUGGUCUACGAUUAUCCAAUGAAAGUUACCACAUGAAAUUGUCUCGCCGGAAGUAUUGUUGUAACGUGUAGUAACAUUCUAACAAACAAAAUUCUGCGAAAAUAUAGCCUGGAAAAGACGAACUGUUAACUAUGGAACAGAUAGUAGAAAAACAGGUGCUUCAGGCCACUAAGGUCAUUGAACAGCAGCUGGAUGCAGAAAUCGAACGUAUGGAGAAGAUGGAUGAAGAUGAUUUUGAAGUUCUGCGCCAGAAGCGACUUGAGUCAGUUAAAAAGUCUGCCCAACAGAACCAAGAGUGGCGAGCCAUUGGCCAUGGACAGUACUCUGAAAUCUAUGAUGAAAAGGACUUUUUUGAUGAGUGCAAGAAGAGCAAAAAUGUGGCCUGCCAUUUUUACAGGGACAGUACAUUUCGAUGUAAAAUAGUCGACAAACAUAUGGCACUUCUGGCACCAAAGCAUAUGGAAACACGAUUUCUGAAGAUAAAUGCAGAAAAGUGUCCCUUUUUGGUGGAGCGACUUCGAAUCAAGGUUUUGCCAACAAUCUGCAUUGCCAGGGAUGGCAAAACGGUCGAUUAUAUUGUUGGAUUUGAUGAACUCGGUGGAACUGAUGACUUUCCAACAGAAAUGCUUGAAUGGCGUCUGGGAUGUGCAGCCUGUAUAAACUAUCAGGGAGACCUUACAAAUCCUCCAUGUGUGGAGGGGGAGAAAUCCAAGAGCAUUUUCAAAAUGGUGAAAUCGAAAAAGACAAUCAGAGAGGGUGACGACGAUAGUAGUGAUGACAAUGAUUGGUGAUUUCCUGCAAAUUGAUAAAAAGUUUUAGCACUGCCUUCAGUGUUCCAGUAACAUUGCUGUAUUGCUUUAAUACAACUGUAUCUGCAUAUGAAACUCGUACGCUUCUUGAACUGACAGUUUUCAGGACAUUAAUUUCAUUUAAUAGUUUUUAUUCCUUUUUUUUUUAAUAAUUUUUUUAUUAGGACAUUGCAACUACUUCAUUAUAUAUUUAUUUUGCUUGUAUUUAUACUUCAAUGUAUGUGUAAUUAAAACUAAAAUGUCA
Molecule: messenger RNA, 1069 nt
Organism: Gigantopelta aegis
Lineage: Eukaryota; Metazoa; Mollusca; Gastropoda; Neomphalida; Peltospiridae
Product: thioredoxin domain-containing protein 9-like
Exons: 2
Coding region: 148-807 (219 amino acids)
Biological process (GO): microtubule cytoskeleton organization
Cellular component (GO): cytoplasm
Source: RefSeq, a predicted model, not a curated record